Messenger RNA from Pygocentrus nattereri (red-bellied piranha), 6099 nucleotides. RefSeq names its product EBF transcription factor 3a (gene ebf3a). Gene Ontology annotation, molecular function: DNA-binding transcription factor activity, RNA polymerase II-specific; RNA polymerase II cis-regulatory region sequence-specific DNA binding. The transcript has 17 exons. Gene Ontology annotation, biological process: regulation of transcription by RNA polymerase II. Bases 1432 to 3237 code for a protein of 601 amino acids. Lineage: Eukaryota; Metazoa; Chordata; Actinopteri; Characiformes; Serrasalmidae. The record is from RefSeq and is a predicted model, not a curated record.
GCACUGCAUCCCACGAGCCUUUCCAGUUUCUUUCUUUUCUUUUUCUUUCUCUAUUUUUUUUUUCCAAGUGCAGUUUUCAGAACACGAUUUGCAACCAGGAGUGCGUGAGCGCGCGUGUGCGUGCGUGAGUGAGUGAGUGAGUGAGUGAGUGAGUGAGUGAGUGAGUGAGCGAGCGUGUGCGCGUGUUCUCGCGCGCGCGCGCGUGUGUGUGGCAGAGUGUGUGAGAGUGUGAGUAGCCCGCUGCAGCGCUUCACACACUUCCAACUUUGCGCGUGCAUGAAGCAGUGGAGGCUCUUUAACACGCCAGACGCUUUUGGAGAUGUGAGGCUCGUUUUGGAGAAGCUAAUCCACAUGUCCGCUGCUGCUGCUGCUGCUGCUGCUGUUGCUGCUUCCAUAGCGAUGCACGGACGGUGAUGGUCUCGCUCUGAACGGGGAGAUAAAGCUCGGACGCGCGCGAGCGGCCAGUUAGAGUCCUCUGAGCCCAUCAGUGGAAGCAUCAACCCCCCCUCCUCUCCAACUACCCCCCCAACUCUUCUACCUACCCCCCAACCCUCCUUCCCCCUCCCCCUUCCCUUAUACGGUCAAAGCCCCGCCUCCUGCGCGCGUCAUCCUCUGACAGCGCGGCUCCCGCGGGUCUGGAGUUUUGGCUCCCGGGAAAGGUUGCAGUCCUGGGGGAAAGAGGGCUGAGUUUAGUGCGCCUCCAUCCAGUCCGCGAGACGCUGAAGGCCCCUCAUCAUCAUCAUCCUCCUCCUCUCUUCUUCCCCGCGUGCCGGGAAAAAACGCGAGCGGCGGCGAAAAAAUCCCUCCAUCCUGCGCGCCUUUAUUUGUCUUUUUUUUUUUCAAAGGGGGAGCCAGAAGUGCUCCAUUACAGCAAAGCGAGGCGCUUCCCAGCUCCUGCAUCUUUUGCCUUUUUCACAGUUUUGUAUUUAUUAUUUUGCUUUGUUUUUUAUCCUGUUCUUUUUUUCCACUCGGGGAUGCUGCUGCCGUUACUGCGCUCUGAGCACGAUGGACCGAGCCUGAGACUGAGAGCAUCGCCGCGGCGCAAAGUUGCAAGAAAUGUUUAGCUGAACAUUGAGGAGAAGAAGAGAAAGAAGAAGUAAAGAAAAUAAAAAGGCAGCAGCCACAACUACAGCAACCACGUCGCCGCGCAGAGCUGUUUGUUUGCCUUCACUUUUCACUUCUGCACCGGGAUCGUUGAUGCUGCGCUGAUCCGAGGAGCCGAGACUUCGCGCACUGGGCUUUUAAUUCUGUGUAUUUUUACUUACUUUUUUCCCCCCUUUCCAUCGCGAGCAGAACACGAGCAAAACUUUCUCUACCCCUCGCUCUGUCUAUCCUCACGCCGUCCUCGCGCGGAGGAUCCUAGGGCUGUGCGUGUUUGUGUGUGUGUGUGUUUUUUUUCUCCUCGUCGUUUCCACCGCACCGCCUGCAUUCAUGUUCGGGAUUCAGGACAACAUACCGCGAGGGGGGACGAGUAUGAAGGAGGAGCCGCUGGGCAGCGGGAUGAACCCGGUCAGGUCCUGGAUGCACACGGCCGGGGUGGUGGACGCCAACACGGCCGCGCAGAGUGGAGUUGGUCUGGCGCGAGCGCACUACGAGAAACAGCCUCCGUCCAACCUGAGAAAGUCCAAUUUCUUCCACUUCGUGCUGGCGCUGUACGACAGGCAGGGACAGCCGGUGGAGAUCGAGAGGACGGCCUUCGUGGACUUUGUGGAGAAGGAGAAAGAACCAAACAGUGAAAAAACUAACAAUGGGAUUCAUUACAAACUACAACUUUUAUACAGCAACGGAGUGCGAACAGAGCAGGAUCUCUACGUGAGGUUAAUCGACUCCAUGACCAAGCAGGCUAUCAUUUAUGAAGGCCAAGACAAAAACCCAGAAAUGUGCCGAGUUCUCCUCACACACGAAAUUAUGUGCAGCCGGUGUUGUGACAAGAAAAGCUGUGGCAACAGAAACGAGACACCCUCAGACCCUGUAAUCAUCGACAGAUUCUUUUUGAAAUUCUUCCUCAAGUGCAAUCAAAACUGCCUGAAGAAUGCAGGCAACCCACGAGACAUGCGCCGGUUCCAGGUCGUUAUAUCGACAACAGUUAACGUGGACGGUCACGUGUUGGCCGUUUCGGACAACAUGUUCGUCCACAACAACUCCAAACACGGCCGCAGGGCUCGCCGUCUUGACCCCUCUGAAGGUACGGCCCCUCCUUAUCUGGAAAAUGCAGCUACCCCAUGCAUAAAGGCCAUUAGCCCCAGUGAAGGCUGGACUACAGGCGGAGCCACGGUCAUCCUCAUUGGGGACAACUUCUUUGACGGCCUGCAGGUCGUGUUUGGCACCAUGCUUGUAUGGAGCGAGCUGAUAACGCCCCACGCCAUCCGCGUGCAGACCCCACCCAGACACAUUCCGGGGGUGGUGGAGGUCACCCUGUCCUAUAAGUCCAAGCAGUUCUGCAAAGGAGCGCCAGGACGAUUCGUCUACACCGCUUUGAACGAGCCAACUAUUGACUACGGCUUCCAGAGACUGCAGAAGGUCAUACCCAGACAUCCAGGUGACCCGGAGAGGUUGCCAAAGGAGGUUCUACUAAAGAGAGCAGCUGACCUUGUGGAGGCUCUGUAUGGAAUGCCCCACAACAACCAGGAGAUCAUUCUGAAGCGGGCGGCGGACAUUGCUGAGGCUCUGUACAGUGUACCACGCAACCACAACCAAAUCCCAUCUCUCGCUAACACUGCGUCUCACGGUGGCAUGAUGGGAGUCAACUCAUUCGGCAGCCAGCUGGCAGUCAACGUCUCCGAGACCUCACAGGGUAAUGACCAGGUUGGCUACAGUCGUAACACAAGCAGUGUGUCCCCUCGCGGCUACGUCCCCAGCAGCACCCCACAGCAGUCCAACUACAACACCGUCAGCAACAGCAUGAACGGCUACGGAAACGCAGGCAUGCCCAACCUGGGUGUCCCCAGCUCACCGGGAUUCCUCAACGGCUCCUCCGCCAACUCCCCCUACGGCAGUAAGUAUCAAGUAGUUCCAUCGAGCCCUACCAUGGCAGCCUCUUCGGUCAGCCUCUCUUCAAACUGUAGCAGUACACACGGCAUUUUCUCAUUCUCACCUGCCAAUGUCAUCUCUGCAGUGAAACAAAAGAGCGCCUUUGCCCCCGUUGUCAGGCCCCAAGCAUCUCCACCUCCUUCUUGCACCAGUGCAAAUGGCAAUGGACUUCAAGCUAUGUCUGGACUGGUGGUCCCUCCCAUGUAGAUUGCACUUCCACUUCUUGUAAAGCAGCAACGUCCACGAGAUGAGCCUCGGGGUACAUCACAGAACAUUCUCCUGGAAUCUGUGUCGUCGAUCAUGAAGUAAAUCAAGUCUAAAUCAGAGGAAAAAAAAAAGAAAAAAAAGAGAGAGACUUUGUUUCAAAGAUUUUAUUCAAACUAAUAUAAAUUGACAUGCAAGAAACUUUGUCAUGAACGAUUUAAUUUUAUUGACUGAAUUUCUUGUCAUAUUUUCACAUUUCUCAGUCUUGAAGAAAAAACAUGGAAGAAAAAAAGCCUAUUUUGUAUAAACAUUUCUGGUUUGAUCUUGGCUAUGUCUAGUUCUUGCUAUGUGUGGGGAGAAACUUUGUGGAUAUGCCAUUUGAUGAAAACACUGACUGAAAUGUCUCUGAAUGUUUCUUUUCAAACGAUGCGCAGCCGUCGCACAUCUCUAUAAUGUGAAGUCAUUUUCAUUAUUUUUUGCGUUCGCUUUUUUCCUUUUUUUUUUUUUUUGUUUUUUAAUUUGUGGUGAGAAAAAAGGGGGGCCAAGCCAACACAGCAGAGCCAACAAACUGGAAAUAAUAUAGCCUAAAAUAUAUGAUUUAUAAAGCAUAAACAUUCAAAGUGAAUAAGAAUGACCGGGGAGGAACAGGCAGAGGAGAUAUCAUGCAUACUUCAUCUAAAAUGAGCUUUGUAACUUAUUGUAGGUAGAAAUUGUAACUUUGAUAUUGCAAAGAUUCUUCUCUUGCCUUCAACAAGCACACUAACAGAGAUGAAACGCCACUGUCUGUUGGUUAAAAAAGAGAAAAAAAGAAAAAAGAAAGAAAGAAAAUACUUCCACUGCUAAAGCUUCCUGUAAAGCAAGUGUGAUCUGCAAUGUUUUUCAACUUUUUGCUAGCACUGUAUACUAUUGCAUUCUUAGGCUACUGUGGAGUCUGUUUCUUGUACCAGAAAGUUGUCCUUUUACUUCUAGCUCCUUAUUCCCUAAUGUGUUUUGUAUGUGGUUAUACAAUUGUAGACUUUUGUGAUUUUGCCAAAGUUGUAGCUAAAUAUUUAUACACUUGUCUUGAAUUUUCCAGAUCCACUUAAAUAUUUAGUACAGAGUUUUAUUCCUACUAAAACAGCUAGGAGUAAAAUAGUCUUAUACAUUGCAACACUUUCACACAAACACUUGCGGUCACUAAGGGGUUUUUUGUAACAUAUCAAUUAUAAAUAUUGUAUUUAUCUUUGAAAUUUUGUAUAUUGCUUUCCAUCAUUUUAUUUGAUCUCGUAUGUAAUGUUUAUCAUGGCCGAUAUCGUGAUGCAACACAGAAAGUUAUGCCAAGACCCAUUCGCUUUUUUUUUGUAUCAAUAGAUCACAGAGUCUCUACAUUGAUUUGUAAUUCUGAUGUUUUGUUAUGCCAUCGAAACAAUUCCGUCCAUUUAUUUUUCUUUUUUUUGCUCGUCCAUUACUUGUUGUUUUGAGGAACCAGUCAAAUCCAUUGUUUAUUUUUAUAUUAAUUUUUAAGUUAUCUAAACAGAUACUUUUGUUUUGGAAUAAAAACUGUUUGUUGUAUAGUCAAAUAAAUUGUUUGUGUCACAUGGCUGUAAUAAUAUUAGUAGAAAAACGUGCAUGUCAAGCAGCCCCAGGGGGGAAGAUUCAAUUGUGGUUGUAAAUUUUGUUUUUUGUAGAAUGUAAACAGUCAUUUUUACCUGCCACCCAUGACUUUGCCACAUCAUAGCUCAACCGUGUUUACAGGGAACAAAAAGACAAAAGGAAAAAAGAAAAAAAAAUGCAAAAAAAAGGAAAAAAAAUCUGGAAUGGAAGCAUACAUACGUCAGUCACUUAUGUUUAUUAAAAUGUCAGAAAAAAGCUCUGUCAAAGCCUUCAGAGUGAGUCUCUCGAGAGGAACCUUUCUGCUGUUUUAAUGACAACCAUAAACCACAAUGCCAAUCAUUACUCCAUUCAAAUGAUCAAUGGUGUAAAAAGCACAAGCAUUUUUUACUAAAAUAAAAAAGAAUUAUUGUGACCCCUCAUCUUUUUGACUAUUUUGUCAAUUUAUUUUUUUUUUUCUUUUUCUUUUUCUUUUUUUUUUUUUUUUACAUAAAAUUUGCUGUACUCCCUCAAGUAAGACUCAAAAUCCAAGGGAAGAAAAAAAUAAAUAAAAGGUUAGAUUUUUGUAUCAUAUAUGAAGAUCCAGGAUUAAGAUGUUCUAUAUUGUACAUGCCAUUUUGUAAUUAUUCCAUGAUACAGUAGCACAGUAGCUAAUCACAGUAGUCAGUCAGUUCACGUCAUCCCUUCGCCAUCUCUCUCUGAUUUUGAUUUCCUAGUUGUGCCAAAAUCAGCGGAUAAAACACGAUUAUUUCUAUUCAUAUUUUUAUCUUUUAUUUCCUUUGCACUUAACACUUUGUAAAUCUCCUGUUGUACUGCUAAGUAGUCUGUUUCAAACCAAAAGGGAUGUUCCCUCUUGGCAAUCUGCACACAAGUUUCCUUUAGCAGCAGGAAGCAAGGGCAGCUGUAGAAGGGAAUAAGUGAUGAAUGUGCAAUGCAUUUGCUUUGUGAUAGCUCAACAAAGCUUAGCUAAGUGGAGGAGCUGGGGAAGUCACCUUGAAAGUGAGAGGAACCCAAGGUUACAUGAAGUGCAUUUGUGAAUAUCAUCAUUUCUGCAAUCUGGUUUUUUGUGUUUUAGGCUAAUUAGACCAUGCACUAAAGUGUUUUGUUGCCGUUAGUCUGAAGAGUUCACUAAAUGGUAGAACGACUCUGUAAGGGAAAAUACUAUUUUUUGUUUCAUGUAUACAUUUUUUUAUGUUUAUGUCAACAUUUCUACAUUUUACUGUACAAAGAUGUUCAUUUUACACAAUAUUUAAUUAAAGUAUUUCUUGUCUGUGA